UCACAGGUUAACGCGUAACCAUUUAACUUGAUCUCAAUUGAGCAUCCAUGCGAAAAUUAAUAUAGUCAACAUGACUACAGAUACACCGUUCAAAGAACGACUUCAUAUCAAUAAUUGGUGGAUCAAAGUGUUUCUAUCAGAACUUGUGGGAACCUUUACAUUGGUGUUCAUUACAGAUGGCGCUAUAGCAAGGACCGUCCUGAGCGGUGGAAAAGCGGGUGGUGCUCUGUCAGCUAACAUCGGUUCUGCUCUUGCUGUUACUGUGUCCAUUUAUAUUACCGGAGGAGUUUCAGGUGGUCACAUUAAUCCUGCGGUAACCCUAUCGAUGUGUAGCCUUGGUCGGCUAAGAUGGCUAGCUCUACCGGUCUACUGGAUAGCUCAGUUUAUAGGUGCUUUCCUUGGGGCUGCCCUAGUUUAUGGGAUCUACGUAGAUGGUAUAAACCACAUUGAGGGCGGACAUGCUAAUCGUUCUCUUGCCACCGCGGGAAUCUUUGCAACAUACCCCGAACCAUUUGUAACAAUACAAGCAGGAGUUGCAGACCAGCUUGUGGGUACAGCUCUUCUGGUCGGUGGUAUAUUCGCAAUCUUUGAUAAGCAAAACAUCAAGCCAGCCUUCGGUCUUGAACCGAUAGCGGUUGGUUUGCUUCUUCUUGUUGUCAAUAUAUCCUACGGCUACAAUGCAGGUGCAGCAGUCAACCCUGCAAGAGAUUUUAGCCCGAGACUCUUCACCGCUGUUGUCGGCUACGGAGACGACAUUUGGUUGACAGCAUCUGGCGACGAAUUUUGGUGGAUACCGCUAUUUAUUCCCUUCAUCGGUGGCCCUAUUGGAGCAUGGUUGUACUAUAUAACAAUAGAAGUUCACCAUAGACCAGCAGAGAAAGAAAAUGAGUCCUUGCCACUUUUCCAAGCACACCAAACCACGAUUGAAUAGAAAUUGUCUCUAUGAUGAUAACAAUCCAUAGAUGAUUCGACAAAAUGUAUGAAAUUGUCGUAAAAAUUAUUCCUUUUCGUAAAUUUUGAUGGGGGGGGGGGGACAUCAGGGUUAGGUCAGGGUCAGCCAAGGAAAUCUCCAUUUCCAUUGGAGUGUCGUGGUGUAGUGAUUCUGACUCUGACCCUAGUAGUGUGUCGCAUUUACACUUUGUCCAAAGCCGAAGUGGUGCUCUUUCAACACCUCCCUGGUUUUUUCCAACAUACAUGUAGAUACCGAGCUCGUGUUAAAUUAACACCUGCAUUUAUGCAGUGUAUGCAUGGCAACUGACCUUGUCCAUGAAUGAUCCCCAAGGGUUGAACGAAGUGUGUCUACGCUGAAUCUGAGCCAAAGAAUUUGAUAUUUGAAGAUAGAAACACCGGUAAAGAAGCAGUGUUCCAAUGUAUGCCCAUAAAAGGCUUAAGGAAAUAUCUACAAUGAUUAUUUCUCAAUGUUGUUUCAAAUAACAUUAACUGCGGGACAAUUAGAGCGAUUACAGACACUCCCCUUCUUUGCAGUAUAGUUUAUUCAUAUAAGCGAAUUACUUUCAGUUGAUAUGCAUUGAUAGUUCCACAACGAUCGAGGCGAAUGGAAUAAUUGAAGAAAAUAAAAUAUGCCGAUAGAGACAGGUGCCAGUAAAAUGACAGGGGCCGCGGAAACGGGGGAGAGGGGGGGGGGGGGGAGCGGAUGGGCUUCAGCCGCCCUCUACUUUUUCUCCAAAACGUGCACAAAAAUGUAAAAAUUACCAUCUAAUUGUGACGUUUUACAUGGCUGGCAUGUUAACAAAUUAUUUCAUUCAAUGAUUUUAUUCAAACCGUUUGGGGCUGAUUAAAAUAGAUUUUUUUUUGCAUAUACCCCCUAUGUUGUAUAUUUAUCAUGCAAGUAAUAUGCUCAGUUAAUCGUAAGAGGCGUUCAAGAAUUGCACAUUCGGAGAAAGUAAUUUAAAAAUCGUUAUAACUAGUACUUGCCUUACUUGUUUAAUCUGGAUAAACUACAUGUAUUAUACCUAAAUGUGCAUUGGUAAAAUCUAUAUGGAAUAUAUUCAUAUCAUAAUUUAUUUCCUCAGAUUCAAAAUGUAAAGAAUUAAUCCAUGUUACAUGUAUGCUUUGAUGUUUUGUGUGAAUACUUGGGCUAGUUAUAAAAUCGUUUAGGAAAGGCUACUUCAAAUGGGCUAAUUAGUUAUUCAUGUGCUAAUAAUAUAUCGGGCCCUAUUGGAACAAUUUUCUAUUAGAUUUUGAAUGGUGGCUGUAUUUCAUGAUGCAAUUCGGAGAUAUGACGAAACAAAAUUCCGAUGAAAUAAAACAAUACUUUGACAACAUCAUUCGAUACUCUAUAAGGUGAGCCAUCGACGUCAUAACGCCUAGGUCCUGUUUGCAUGAUCUGCCUGUGAUCAUCAUGAUAGGAAACUCGAGAACUUGCUUGAAAGUGACUCACUGGUUCCGUAGUGUAAAAAGGCGUUGGUUGCCUAAGCUAUAUGACGUUAAGUUUGCAUCAUUCAAAGCCUCUUCCGAGAUUCGCACUGCAUCAUGUUGAUGCCCUUUGUUAAGCUAGGUACAAACAGGCUUAUAAUUUCAGAAUAAUGUGUGCUGCGGAUGCAUGGAAGAUAAUCUUCCCCUGUAUCUGAAGGAGAUCAUAACGAUAAUGUUAGAAAUUUGCAUCUCCAUCAUCAAGAACUUCCCCAAACAUGACUUUGCUUUAAUUUUCAAACAUAAUGGAAGCAGAUUCAGCCUAAAAUUUUGAAAAAUCUAGUGAAAAACAAUACAACAAACCAUCCUAUAUCAUUUAAAGUUCCUCCAAUUGCCUUAUUUUCAAACUUUCAAGACCAUUUGCAAACUUCUCUAUAUGCCACAUUGUAGUAGGAUUCUUGUGCGAUCUAUAUUUGUAACCUGUAUGCGCCCAUGCGUAAUUUAACACAAAACCUUUUUUUUUAAAUAAAAUAAUUAUAUGGACAAAAAUAAAUACCAACUAAAUUGGGCGUAUUUCUCUCAUCCUCUCAUAAAUAUAAACUCAAAAUAUAUGGAGCUCAAGGGGAAGAUUAUAGAUAUCUGAUUUGCUUAUACUUAGAUUUGACAAAUGAAACUGGUACCACUGGAGAACAUUAUUACUCCUCUUUUGCAACUAAUCAUGAUCCACCACUAGAUUAUAUCAUGGAAUGUGUAGUUACCCUGAAUAUUGGGCAGAGAGUAGGUCAAAUGUUUGUACAUACACCAUGUUUCUAACCAAAAUUCCCAUCUCGUUUGAAUAUGCAAUUUGGUUUGAAUUUUGCCCCGGUGAUUAAGUGUUUGCCCAAUAUGAUAAUCUUUUUUAACAUUUAAAACUGUCAGGGGAACCAUUAUGUAAUACACUAAGUGUGGAGGUUCACGCAUCGGCGCAUUAACACCCUGUAAAAUCGGAUUGGGAUUUUACUAUGGCAAAAUAUAUAUUUUAAAAAAAUCUAAUAUUGCAACAUGACAUUUGUUAGAUUGCUUCAUAUUGAAAGGCUGUACAUUCCACAAUUGAAUUAGCAUAACAAAUGACACUUAAGUGCAAAGAUAAAAUAUUUACACAAUCAAAUGAUACUAUAAUGGUGAUGGUGAUGGUAGCUCGAGCUAAAGCCGGGGUAAUAAUAGCAGCGCUUUGUAUCCUCUGGCAAAAAGCGCUUUAUAAAUCCAACUAUUAUUAUUAUUAUUAUUAUAAUUAUUUGCAUAUCGUAAUAAAGUUGUAAGAAGUUUAUUACCACUUGAAUUUCAGUUUUAGAUAGCUUUGAGAGUGUAGAUCCAUCAUCCAUCUAGCACUAGUUCCUCUGUACAGUGUAGGUGCUUAUGUGCGUGUGUGUGAGGGGUGCGUUGGGUGUGUUUGUGUUGAUGUGGGUGUGAUGGUGUGCACAGGUGGGUGCGUGUGCGUGUUUGUGUGUAAGUGUUAGGGGUAUCAAAUGCUGAUGAGGUUUGAAUAUAGUAGAACGGGGUUUCUUGUUUUGUUAUCCAUUUGUGCCAUGGCAUUUAACACUUCCUAGGAGUAAUCUGUUUUCAUCUCUCAAGUGUCCCAUUCGAUUUGCUUUUAUCGAGACCUAGUUUACCGCGAAAGCAGGAUGAGAAGCUAUUUUUGUAUGAGCCAAGAACAUAGGUUCCUAUGUUUUUUUUAUUAAAACAAAAUGUAUCCGGCAUUAUUUCACCUUAUCUGUAAGAACAUCAGGCUUUCAAUGAGCUUUCAAAUUAACAUCACAUUUACGAUGGAAC
Molecule: messenger RNA, 4182 nt
Organism: Lytechinus pictus (painted urchin)
Lineage: Eukaryota; Metazoa; Echinodermata; Echinoidea; Temnopleuroida; Toxopneustidae
Product: aquaporin-9-like
Exons: 6
Coding region: 71-931 (286 amino acids)
Biological process (GO): water transport; glycerol transmembrane transport
Cellular component (GO): basolateral plasma membrane; plasma membrane
Molecular function (GO): glycerol channel activity; water channel activity
Source: RefSeq, a predicted model, not a curated record